Messenger RNA from Dromaius novaehollandiae (emu), 2082 nucleotides. It is a transcript of the gene SLC13A4, whose product is annotated as solute carrier family 13 member 4. Gene Ontology annotation, molecular function: transmembrane transporter activity. Gene Ontology annotation, cellular component: membrane. The record is from RefSeq and is a predicted model, not a curated record. The coding region runs from base 181 to 2082 and encodes 633 amino acids. The transcript has 16 exons. Gene Ontology annotation, biological process: transmembrane transport. Lineage: Eukaryota; Metazoa; Chordata; Aves; Casuariiformes; Dromaiidae.
AUUGAAGAAUAAAGAAAUUAAGAAAGCCAUUUUACGUGCCUGGUUGGGGAAAGGAAACAAGCCAGAGACAGCCCUUUCAGGGAAAUCCAGGCAAAAGUGAAGGAGAAGGUGGAGUGGAAGCUGGAGUAUCCAACAAACUAUAGAAGAAAUCCAAGAAGAAAGCAACUAAAGUAAAAGAGUAUGGCAAUGGUGAAGGAAAUUCUCAGAUCCAGAAAUCUCUUGUUAGUUGUUCUCAUUCCGCUUCUACUGCUUCCUUUGCCACUCUUAUACCCCAGCAGUGAAGCCUCAUGUGCCUAUGUGCUGAUUGUGACGGCUGUGUACUGGGUGUCUGAAGCAGUACCUCUUGGUGCAGCAGCCUUAGUUCCUGCUUUCCUAUACCCACUUUUUGGAGUCAUGAAGUCCAGUGAGGUAGCUGCUGAAUAUUUCAAGAACACAACUUUGCUCCUCAUGGGUGUGAUUUGUGUGGCAGCUUCUGUAGAAAAAUGGAAUCUCCACAAGCGAAUUGCCCUACGCAUGGUCAUGAUGGCUGGAGCAAAGCCAGGCAUGUUGCUUCUUUGCUUUAUGUGUUGCACCACGGUGCUAUCCAUGUGGCUUUCCAACACAUCCACCACAGCCAUGGUGAUGCCAAUUGUGGAGGCAGUGCUCCAAGAGCUAGUGAAUGCUGAGGAGGAGCAUGAGGUCAUCAGUACUGCAGGCAGCACCACUACUGAAGAAAACAAGCCAAUAGGUCUCAGCGAAAAGCAUGGCCAAGCUUCACUGGAGCUUAUCUUCAUCAAUGAGGAUGCUACUACCACUGACUUCAGCUCCUUGAUGCAUACUAAGAAUAUCAAUGGCGUGCACAUGAUAGCCAACCCUAUUGGAACGGUGAAGUCCAAAAGCAACGGGCAGCAUCUACCUCAGGCUCAGAUACUGGUCCUGCCUCCUAAACCCACAGAACUGGACUUGAGCACUAAAUACCAGUAUCAAUCCAGACAUGACCAUAUGGUCUGUAAAUGCCUCUCACUGAGUAUCUCCUAUGCUGCAACCAUUGGAGGGCUGACGACCAUCAUAGGGACAUCGACUAGCCUCAUAUUCUUAGAGCACUUCAACAAUCACUAUCCAAAUGCUGAAGUGGUGAAUUUUGGGACCUGGUUUUUAUUCAGUUUCCCCAUCUCCCUCAUCAUGUUGGUCCUGACUUGGUUCUGGAUGCAUUGGCUGUUCUUGGGUUGCAAUUUUAAAGAGACAUGUUCUGUGAGCAAGAAGAAGAAGACCAAACGGGAAGAAAUGUCAGAGAGAAGAAUUCAGGAAGAAUAUGAGAAACUGGGAAAUGUUAGCUAUCCUGAGAUGGUGACUGGGUUUUUCUUUAUUCUGAUGACCUUGCUUUGGUUCACUCGUGAGCCUGGCUUUGUACCAGGAUGGUCAUCUUUUUUUGAGAAGAAAGGCUACCGAACUGAUGCCACUGUCUCUGUAUUUCUUGGUUUUCUCCUUUUCCUGAUUCCAGCAAAGAAGCCAUGUUUUGGAAAAAGGGAAAAAGGAGAAGGUGAAAGGUCAACAGACAUUAACACGUUCAAUCCAAUCAUUACCUGGAAGGACUUCCAGAAGACCAUGCCCUGGGAGAUUGUAGUGUUGGUUGGAGGUGGUUAUGCCUUAGCAGCUGGAUGCAAGACCUCUGGCCUCUCCACAUGGAUUGGACGCCAAAUGUUGUCCCUGAGCAGCCUUCCCUACUGGGCUGUAACGCUGCUGGCCUGCAUUUUGGUGUCCCUGGUAACAGAGUUUGUUAGUAAUCCAGCAACCAUAACUAUCUUUCUGCCUAUUUUAUGCAGCAUGUCAGAAACCCUGCUUAUCAACCCCUUAUAUACCCUGAUUCCUGUCACCAUGUGUAUCUCCUUUGCGGUGAUGCUGCCAGUGGGCAAUCCUCCAAAUGCCAUUGUCUUCAGUUAUGGGCACUGCCAGAUUAAAGAUAUGGUGAAAGCUGGCCUGGGUGUAAAUCUGAUUGGUCUAGCUGUUGUCAUGGUGGCAAUCAACACAUGGGGAAUUAGACUCUUCCAGCUGAAUACAUUUCCAGAAUGGGCAGCGGUCAGUAACAUCACUAGCCAAACAUAA